UCGAUUACUCCACCAUUCGUUUUCAAGUCUACUGCUUGGUUCGCCUCAUUUAAUUUUAAAAUAUCCAGUCGCUAUGAAUUAGCGAUUCAAAAUAGUAUUCAAAAACAUGAUUGGAGUUCUUGAGUACCGUUGAAAUCGUUAAAAUUCAAGGUAUUAUCUUUCUGUAGACGUUCUAGUAGAGAUUAGAAGGUUAGUUAAUUAGUGUUUUUACCAUAUAUGGGUUAAUUUGGACAGAAAUCGCACAAUAUGGUAGAUCCGGUUUCAGUUGCUGACCAGGAUAAUGAAACUACAUUUCUACAGGCAAAGGACAUUAUCGAGGAAGAAAGUAAAGAUUGGCCACAGAUUAUGGCAGUUUUGAUUGCUUGUUUAUCAACUUUAUCAAGUGGAUUAUUCAUCGCCUGGCCGUCCCCAUUCAUAGUGAAGAUCACUCAAGAUAAGGACAAUUACGCCAUUAGUGAAUAUCAAGCUUCCUACUUCACCAUCUGGAUCAAUGUAGGAAUCACAGUUUUCUCUCCUUUUUUCACCAUUUUCAGUAUCCCCGACAUUAUUGGAAGGAAACGAACUCUUUUGCUAAGUGCAUUCCCUCAUGUCUCAGCCUGGUUGAUGAAAGCAUUCAGUGGAAACGUGUAUGUACUCAAUUUGGCGAGAUUCAUAGCAGGACUAGGUGAUGCAAUAAUUUUUGCAUCUCUACCUGCCUAUAUAGGAGAAACUACGACACCAAAAGUCAGAGGUGUGUGGGGAAAUAGCUUGAUUUGUUCCUUGUUUCUGGGACAGUUUCUGAUGAACGUCAUCGGUGCUUACUGCAGCGUCCAACACACAUCUUUCAUCUGCUUGACAGUUCCAGUGAUAUUCCUAGUAUCAUUUUUAAAAAUGCCAGAGUCCCCUUAUUUUUAUCUGAUGAAAGGAAGAGAGGGAGAAGCAAAGAGCGCUCUUCAACGAUUAAGAGGUACCAAUGCGGUUGACGGGGAAUUAAUGAAAUUGAAAGUUGCUCUGGAAAGGCAGAUGUCUGAAAAUGGUACUUGGAAAGAUCUUAUUAUGAUUAGGAGUAACAGGAGAGCUCUGGCAGCUGCAGUAUUUCUUCGGGUAUCUCAAGUUACAGCUGGAUUUUACGUUUUUGCUUCAUAUACUCAGUUCAUUUUCGAAAAAUCAGGUGGCAAUGUGAGUUCUGAAGUUUCCUCCAUUAUUUACAUCGGACUGAGUUUUGUUCUGUUCUCAGUUGGAGCCUAUUUUUCAGACAAAUUCGGUAGGCAGAAGUCAUAUAUGAUUUCGUUAUCUCUUACAUCUGCGGUACUCUUUUUGGAAGCCGUUCAUUUCUACAUAGACGCGAAACACUCAGAACUGAAUAUGGAAUCGAUCAAGUGGUUUCCUCUAGCAGGAAUGCUCGUUUAUAUAAUAUUUUCUUCCUUUGGAGUGGGUAUCAUUCCCACUUUGAUGUUGGGAGAAUUAUUUUCUGCAAGUGUUAAAUCGAAGGGAGUUGGUGUUGUAACUACUCUCUUUGGACUUUUUCUAUUUGUCGGUAAUUAUAUAUUUUACCUCAUUAACUCCUACACUGGCCUCUACGGACCGUUCUUACUUUUCGGGUGCUGCACUGUCAUUUCGGCUAUAGUCACGAAUUUCAUAGUUCCCGAAACGAAAGGUAAAUCUCUGGAAGAAAUUCAGCAAAUAUUAAAGGGAAAGAAGGCUGCAAUAAUCUAAAAAUAAAAUUUUGUCAUACUA
Messenger RNA from Leptinotarsa decemlineata (Colorado potato beetle), 1716 nucleotides. Its product is annotated as facilitated trehalose transporter Tret1. Gene Ontology annotation, biological process: transmembrane transport. Gene Ontology annotation, molecular function: transmembrane transporter activity. Gene Ontology annotation, cellular component: membrane. NCBI's taxonomy places the organism in Eukaryota, Metazoa, Arthropoda, Insecta, Coleoptera, Chrysomelidae. The record is from RefSeq and is a predicted model, not a curated record.